Python bivittatus (Burmese python) is the source of this 5409-nucleotide messenger RNA. RefSeq names its product hexokinase-1. The record is from RefSeq and is a predicted model, not a curated record. Lineage: Eukaryota; Metazoa; Chordata; Lepidosauria; Squamata; Pythonidae. Gene Ontology annotation, biological process: intracellular glucose homeostasis; glycolytic process; glucose 6-phosphate metabolic process. Gene Ontology annotation, molecular function: D-glucose binding; fructokinase activity; mannokinase activity. Gene Ontology annotation, cellular component: mitochondrion; cytosol.
GCGCAAGAAACGCGGCGCAAGGUCUCCGGGUGCCUCGGGAAGGCUAGCGGACGUGGGGGACGUGCGGGAAGGGAUCCCUUUUCGGGGAUGGCCGGAGGGGCCUCCUCCCCUUCCUGCUGACAGAAGGAGAGGGGGGGGGGGCCGCCACCGGCGAGGCUUUUUUGCCAGCCCUGCCGGGCCAUCUCGCCUCGCUCAGCCAAUGGUAGCGCAGGAAGGGGGCAGGUUUUCGACUUAGUCACUCUCGCGUGGAGGAAAGGCAGAGAAAGGAGCAUCUUUUUUUCCCCGGCGGGGCUGAGGACGGGACCGCGGGGGUCUUCUCUUUCCUUCUCGCGGCCAGAGAGCCGGGGAGCGGCGCGCCUGCUUCUCCAUCCUCCCCGCCCAGACUCGGGUCGUCUUCUCUCGGGGCUGCUGUCCGGCGAAGCCGUCAGGGGCCCCCUUCGGUUGCAGAAUGAUCGCUGCUCAGCUACUGGCCUAUUACUUCACCGAACUAAAGGAUGACCAGGUCAAAAAGAUUGAUAAAUAUCUAUAUGCCAUGCGGCUGUCGGAUGAAACUUUGCUGGAUAUUAUGGGUCGCUUCCGGAAUGAAAUGAAGAAUGGCCUCUCUAGGGAUUUUAACCCAACAGCCAGUGUAAAAAUGCUGCCUACCUUUGUAAGGUCUAUUCCUGAUGGGUCAGAGAAAGGAGAUUUCAUUGCUUUGGAUCUUGGUGGGUCUUUCUUCCGUAUUUUAAGAGUGAAAGUCUCUCAUGAGAAAAAGCAGACGGUGCAAAUGGAAACUGAGAUUUAUGAAACUCCUGAAGAUAUUAUGCACGGCAGUGGAACACGGCUUUUUGAUCAUGUUGCUGAAUGUCUGGGAGACUUUAUGGAGAAACAAGAAAUUAAGGACAAGAAAUUACCUGUUGGGUUCACAUUUUCAUUCCCAUGUAGGCAAUCUAAACUAGAUGAGGGUUUUCUGAUUACGUGGACAAAACGUUUCAAAGCAAGUGGCGUCGAGGGAGCUGAUGUAGUAAAGCUGUUAAACAAAGCCAUCAAGAAACGUGGGGAUUAUGAUGCAGACAUCAUGGCGGUGGUUAAUGACACUGUUGGGACAAUGAUGACCUGUGGAUUUGAUGACCAGCGUUGUGAAGUUGGCUUAAUUAUUGGUACUGGUACAAAUGCCUGCUAUAUGGAGGAAAUGAGGCACAUUGAUCUGGUGGAAGGUGAUGAAGGGCGCAUGUGCAUUAAUACGGAAUGGGGUGCCUUUGGAGAUGACGGCUUAUUAGAAGACAUCCGGACUGAAUUUGACAGAGAGAUUGAUCGGGGUUCCCUUAAUCCUGGGAAGCAACUAUUUGAGAAGAUGGUCAGUGGUAUGUACAUGGGUGAACUUGUCAGGCUUAUCCUUGUAAAAAUGGCCAAAGAAGGUCUCCUUUUUGAGGGGCGAAUCACUCCUGAACUUUUAACCAAAGGGAAAUUAGAAACUAAGGAUGUUUCUGCCAUAGAGAAGAGCAAAGAAGGUUUGCAUAAAGCCAAAGAUAUACUGACACGUCUUGGGGUUGAGCCUUCCCAUGAAGACUGCAUCGCUGUCCACCAUGUUUGCACCAUUGUGUCGUUCCGCUCUGCAAACCUGAUAGCAAGUGUUCUGGGUGCUAUCUUGAAUCAGCUGCGGGACAAUAAAGGAGUUGGCCGGCUACGUACCACGGUGGGGGUGGACGGAUCCCUUUACAAGAUGCAUCCACAAUACUCCAGACGCCUGCACAAAACAGUGCGACGCUUAGUGCCUGACUCUGAUGUGCGUUUCUUGCUCUCUGAGAGCGGCAGCGGGAAGGGGGCUGCCUUUGUGACAGCAGUAGCUUAUCGGCUGUCGGAGCAGCACCGGCUGAUCGACGAGACCCUGGCAGAAUUCAAGCUCACCAACGAACAGCUGCUUCAGGUGAAGAAGCGGAUGAGGAUGGAGAUGGAGGCUGGCCUCAGGAAGAAGUCACACGACCACGCCAAGGUCAAGAUGCUGCCCACCUUUGUCCGCAGCACCCCUGACGGGACAGAGAAUGGAGACUUCCUGGCUCUGGAUCUUGGUGGAACAAAUUUCCGUGUUUUGCUUGUGAAGAUCCGAAGUGGUAAAAGAAGAAUGGUGGAAAUGCACAAUAAAAUCUAUUCAAUUCCUAUAGAAGUUAUGCAAGGGACUGGAGAAGAGCUGUUUGAUCACAUUGUCACCUGCAUUUCGGACUUCUUGGAUUACAUGGGAAUAAAAGGAGCUUGUCUCCCUCUGGGCUUUACGUUUUCUUUUCCCUGCAAACAGACCAGCUUAGAUGCUGGCAUCCUUUUGAAUUGGACCAAGGGUUUUAAGGCUACUGACUGUGAAGGAGAGGAUGUUGUUAAUUUGCUAAGAGAUGGAAUUAAAAGAAGAGAGGAAUUUGAACUGGAUGUUGUGGCUGUAGUGAAUGAUACAGUUGGAACUAUGAUGACUUGUGCCUAUGAAGAUCCGAAUUGUGAAAUAGGACUCAUUGUGGGAACUGGAAGCAAUGCGUGCUACAUGGAGGAAAUGAGAAAUGUUGAAAUGGUUGAGGGAGACCAGGGAAGGAUGUGUGUGAAUAUGGAAUGGGGUGCCUUUGGGGACAAUGGAUGUCUAGAUGACAUUAGGACUAUCUAUGACAAAGCUGUGGAUGAAUAUUCGUUAAAUAGUGGCAAGCAAAGGUAUGAGAAGAUGAUCAGUGGAAUGUAUUUAGGGGAAAUUGUUCGUAACAUUUUGAUCGACUUCACAAAAAGAGGAUUCCUCUUCAGAGGUCAAAUUUCAGAGACACUGAAAACUAGGGGCAUUUUUGAAACCAAGUUUCUUUCACAAAUUGAGAGUGAUAGGUUAGCGUUGCUUCAGGUCCGUACCAUCCUCCAGCAGCUUGGCCUGAACAGCACUUGUGAUGACAGUAUAAUUGUGAAGACGGUAUGUGGAGCCGUGUCACGGAGAGCCGCUCAGAUGUGUGGGGCUGGAAUGGCUGCUGUUGUAGAUAAAAUAAGGGAGAACAGAGGCUUGGAGCAUCUGAAUAUAACCGUGGGUGUAGAUGGUACACUAUACAAGCUUCAUCCACACUUUUCAAGGAUCAUGCACCAAACGGCAAAGGAGCUGGCACCCAAAUGCGAUGUGACAUUCCUGCUUUCAGAAGAUGGCAGUGGCAAAGGAGCUGCCCUCAUCACCGCGGUGGGAUGCCGACUCCGCGAUUCUGAGCACAACUGAACUCUGCUCCCCGGGCUGCUUAUGACUUCCAGGCACUUUCUUGACAAGCAGCAGUUCUGUAGUCUGAACUGGUGGGGAGAGCCCAGAAUUCACUGCUUGGUGGAAGAGUUGGGGUUUAAAAAAAAAAUAAAAUAAAAAUAGAAUGCUGACUACGUAUGAUGUUGCUGAUAAUAUCUCCCACUUUGGAUCCUUUGUCUGCAUGUGUCUUUUUCUGCCCUAUUUAGUACAUUCCCCAUCUGUGGUUCAUGAAAACAUGGACUUAUAAUUUAAACAAAUGUCAGAAACUAGUUUAUGAUUUGAGGUUCUAAAAUUAUGGCCGGAAAAUAGACGUGAACGAGAGCAGGUGGUACUGUGUCAAGUAUAUUCUUUGCCGCUGCUACUACGUCCAUAUUAAAUAAAUAUACCACCAACAGUGCUCAAUAUGAGGCAAAUGCUUAUGCAAAGGGAAGUUAGCAAUUCCCAUCUGACCUUUUCGCCUAAUGUUUUAUUCUCUCCUCGCCCGUCUUGGAGUUUCCACAGCUGUCGGGUAGCAUCUGAACUUUCUGUACUCAGAUUUCCCUUAAUCUGAAUUUUCUUCUGUUUGCACUGAAUCGUUGGAUGGAUGGAUCAAUUAAUCAGUCAACCAGUAUCUCUCCCCACAUUUCUAUUAUCCCUGGCAUUUCUCUUUGCUUUGGUGAUCGAUGUCAAAUUUCCAAGUAAAGCGUGUACCAUUUCAAAAGGCAAGUCUUUACUGAUAAAAUCAAGUGUCCUAGGGUAAUCCAAAUCUCUAGUUAUGGGAAAUGUUUUUUGCCUUUAUAUUGGCUUUGCUAUUGUCCAGGGUUUCCCCUCCCCACUUCUCUUAAUAAAAGAGUUUGGAAUUUCCUUCUUGUUGUUUUAUGUCCUGCUGAGAGCCACUUCCAAUCUGUAAGAUCCUGAAUUCUGGGAGAAACACGAGAGCUUGUAUGGGGGAAUAUAAUGAGAUGUGGGGGGCAGAGCCUUGAGUUUCUGUCAGAUCCAAAUCACAGAUGCACAUCUGGGAGAACUGAAUCAAUGUAAGGCCAGUGUUAGCAUCCAACUCCCAAGGCUAUAGGCAUCUGCAGAACUGAAGCCCCAUCUCUUUUUCCUAUGUGUUUAGGUAGGGCUUUGAUUGUGUGGUCCUGGCCACCACCACCACCACCACCUUCUUUUUUUACAAAGUCCACCCCUUUGCUCUGGACGUACGAUAGCAGUGACUACAGACCUGACCACCAUUUUGAUUUUCUCUCAUAGCCCAGGAUGCCUGAUACAACAUUAUUGCAGGAAACUGAGCAGGUGCAGGUGGCUUUCUAAUUCAGAUGCUUCUGUAUGGCAGCAUUUACACCAUUGCAAAACAUUAAAAAGUCUUGACUUUGCUAUAGCCAAAGAAUCAGAGGGGAAAAUGUGACAUACUCUACUUCUGUUAACAUUACAAUAGCAGAAUUUGUGGUGGUGAAAUCGUAUUGAUUUUUAUGGAGUUGGAUUGCACCCAUUAUACUUCUGAAAAUGCACACUUGGAGGUAGUUUUAAGAGCACUGUUAGCUUUUAAAUUAGGCAUGUGGAUAGCACGCUUAACAAUUCUAGGAACAUUAAGUUUCAAGGCCUGGUUUAUGCUCCAGCUGGACUUGGCCGUGUGAUUUACCAAGGUACUUGAAAAAUACUGUUACAGGUGUCACCAAAGAAAACAGCAUGCAAACCAUGGAUAUCCCAGGCAUAAGACCUCAGUUUGACCUAGACUUGAAAUUCAAAUUAGAAUGUGACUGUAGAGAUAUCUGAACACUGUCCUCUUGUUAGUAAUUGCCCAAGUAGUGAAUGUAUCAGCUGGUCUUUUUAAAAGCUGGCCAGAUACCUCCAUUCCAGUGUGAAAUGAUAUCGAUCACAUCAUUGGCAACAGCAACAAGAAAAUAAAACAAGCUUAGUGUAUUACUUUGUAUCUCAAGAUUUGGAUUGCCCUCUCCUUUAAUAAGCAUUUUCAGUGUGCAUUUUGGUGCAUUGUGAUCGAAUGUUGUGGUAAAACGAGUCUCGCCCAUUAUUUUGCAGCUUUCAGUGUGUGUGUGUGUGUGUUGCGUGUAUGUCUUCCUGAAGGACCGCAUGAUUCCCAUGGUUUACCUAUGCUAGAAAGCCUUUUUAUAUUGCCUACUAGUAGUGAUGAUACUACAUAGUGCAAAGUGGAUAUUUGUGACAUAAUUAAACUUUAUUUUGAUGCGUGUUUA